Micromonas pusilla CCMP1545 is the source of this 1785-nucleotide messenger RNA. RefSeq lists its product as uncharacterized. Bases 1 to 1785 code for a protein of 594 amino acids. The record is from RefSeq and is a predicted model, not a curated record. NCBI's taxonomy places the organism in Eukaryota, Viridiplantae, Chlorophyta, Mamiellophyceae, Mamiellales, Mamiellaceae. The transcript has 2 exons.
AUGUCGUCCGCCGCCGCCGCCGCCGCCGCCGCCGCCUCGGAGGCGUCCCUGAAGAAGAAGAUCGCGACGCUGACCGUCAUCAACGGCGCGCUCACGAAGGAGAACGACGAGCUGCGCGAGAAACUCUCGGCGGCGUCCGCGGCCGGCGCUGAUGCGUCCGAUGCGACCUCAACAUCCGCCGACGACGGCUCGGCGACCGCCGCCGCCCUCGCGGCCAUGGAGGACGACUUCGCGGCGAGGCUUCAGGACGCGGACGACCAGAUCGCCGCGCUGACGCGCGAGAGAGACGCGCUCGCGGACGACCUCGCGAGCGCGACCAAGGGCGGCGACGCGUCGAGCGCGGAGACGGCAGAGGCGCGCGCGAAACUGUCUCGCGCGAGAAACGAUCUCGACGCGUCCAAGCGCGAGGUGAGCGAGCUCGAGGCGUUAGUCAGGAAGCUCACGCUCGCGGCGAAGGACGCGGAGCGCGACGCGAUUCGCGCGGCGAACCGCGCGACGUUCCAGGAGGAGAACAACCGCGCCAACGCCGCAACCGCGGCCGCCGAGGCGUCGACGCUGACGGACGAGAUCGCGUCGAUGAAGCGUCGGCUCGCGGACGAGCGCGCGAUCGCGACCGCGGAGCUCGUGAGCCUGCGGACCCAGCUCGCGGCGGCGACGAAAGCCGCGGAGGAGAACAUCGGGAGGGAGGCGCAGAGCGUCGUGGACGCCGCGGAGGCGCGCGCGACGGCGGCGACGCGCGAGGCGGAGGCGCUGCGAGCGGAGAUUGUCAAAACGCGAAACGCAGCCGACGUCGACGUCGACGACGCGCGACGCGAGGCGAGCGCGGCGGAAGCGCGCGCGCGGCGCGCGGAGGAGGCCGCGAGGGGCCUCGACGGCGAUGGCGGCGGCGCGGACGCGAUCGCGGUCGCGGUCGCCGCGGUCGCGCGGCAGCUCGACGCGGCGGUGGCCGCGCGCGGGGCGGACGCGGAGGCGUUUGAAGAGGAGCGCGCGAGAGCGAGAGCGAACGUCGCGGUCGCGGAGACGGCGACGCGCAAUGCGAGGGACGACGCGGACGCGGCGACGACGCGCGCGGUCGCCGCGGAGGCGACGGCGAGGGCGCUCCGCGAGCGGCUCGAGGACGCGAUGGAGGAUCUCGGCGACGCGCGGCGGGAGCUGGAGGGCGCGCGAUCAGCGUCGCUCGUCGCGAGAAAAGAAGCGGUCGGCGUUUCGGAGAAGGCCACCGCGGCGGCGGCGGAGGCGGCGUCGACGCGCGCCGCGCUGCGAGACGCGCGCGCGUCGAUCGCGGCGCUGGAGGGGGAGGUCGCGAGAUGGCGCGAGGCGGCGGAGCGGGAGCGCGCGAGGGCGGCGCUGAGCGAAGCGCGCGCCGCCGACGCCGACGCCGCGCGAGAGGAGCGCGGCGGCGGCGGCGCGAGUCGCGAGAGAGGAGAUAUCGUCGUCGCGGUCGCGGUCGCGCCGCCGGCGCAGGCGCCGCCGAUGCCGAUGCCGUCGCCGUCGCCGUCGCCGUCGCCGGGCGGGUUCGACGUCGCGUCGCUCAUCGCCGCGAAUCGGAUGGACGGCGGCGGAGGCGACGCGCCGUGGCUCACGGAGAAAGAGAAGCGGUUGGUGUCGCGCGAGAGAGAGAAGACCGCGGCGGCGGUGACGGAGGCGACGGCGAGAGAGGCGGCGAAGACGUUGGCCGCGGUGCGCGACGCGUCGGACCUCCGCGCGCGGCUCGAAGAGACCGAGGUGCGUCCCAUACACUGGUUCCCAUACGACCGCGCUGGCGUGGUGAACGCCGAUCCUUAA